Molecule: messenger RNA, 3988 nt
Organism: Tachyglossus aculeatus (Australian echidna)
Lineage: Eukaryota; Metazoa; Chordata; Mammalia; Monotremata; Tachyglossidae
Gene: LGR5
Product: leucine rich repeat containing G protein-coupled receptor 5
Exons: 18
Coding region: 25-2577 (850 amino acids)
Biological process (GO): G protein-coupled receptor signaling pathway
Cellular component (GO): membrane
Molecular function (GO): protein binding; protein-hormone receptor activity; G protein-coupled receptor activity
Source: RefSeq, a predicted model, not a curated record
UAUUUUAUAUGAUUAAUCCGGCCGAUGGAUUUGAGUAUACGGCUACCUGUGGGUCUACAAAGCAGAAGCGAUCUCAGUAUGAACAACAUUACUGAGCUGCCCCCGAACACUUUGCGCAAUCUGCAUUUCCUGGAAGAGCUACGUCUUGCUGGAAAUGGCUUAACGUCUAUUCCCAAAGGGGCAUUUGCUGGCCUUUCCAGUCUGAAAGUGCUCAUGCUGCAGAACAAUCAACUCAGACAGGUUCCCUCCGAAGCACUGCAGAAUCUGCGAAGUCUUCAAUCCCUGCGUUUGGAUGCCAACCACAUCAAUUCCGUUCCACCCAACUGCUUCAGCGGCCUGCAUUCUCUCAGACACCUCUGGCUCGAUGACAACUCUCUGACGGAAAUCCCUAUCCGGGCGUUUAGGAGUCUACCAGCCCUGCAGGCCAUGACGUUGGCCCUGAACAAAAUUCACCACAUACCAGAUCACGCCUUUGGAAACCUCUCCAGUUUGGUCGUACUACAUCUUCAUAACAAUAGGAUCAACUCCCUGGGAAAGAAGUGCUUUGAUGGGCUCCACAACCUAGAAACUUUAGACCUGAAUUACAACCAUCUAAAUGAAUUCCCCACUGCUAUCAGGACGCUCUCAAACCUCAAAGAAUUGGGAUUUCACAGCAAUAAUAUUAAAGCAAUACCUGAGCGAGCCUUUGUGGGCAACCCCUCUCUCAUAACAAUACAUUUCUAUGACAACCCUAUCCAGCUUGUUGGGAAAUCUGCUUUUCAGCAUUUACCUGACCUCAGAACACUGACCCUGAAUGGGGCUUCACAAAUAACUGAGUUUCCCGACCUGACUGGGACGACAAGCCUGGAAAGUCUGACCCUGACGGGCGCGAAGAUCACCUCUCUUCCCAAAGCCGUCUGUGAUCAGUUACCGAAUCUCCAAAUGCUCGAUCUGUCUUAUAACCUGCUUGAAGAUUUACCCCAUUUUUCAGCUUGCCAGAAACUUCAGAAAAUAGACUUACGGCACAACGCAAUCUGUGAAAUCCAAGCCGACACAUUUCAGGAGCUGAGAACCCUGCGUUCACUGGAUUUAGCCUGGAACAAAAUUGUACUCAUUCACCCUGAUGCUUUUUCUUCUUUACCUUCUCUGAUCAAACUGGAUCUAUCUUCCAAUCAUCUGUCAUCUUUUCCUGUGACUGGGCUACGUGGUUUAACCCAUUUAAAAUUAACAGGAAAUCCAGCCUUGCAGAGCUUGAUAGCAUUUGAGAACUUUCCGGAACUGAAGGUCAUGGAAAUGCCUUACGCUUACCAAUGCUGUGCAUUUGGAGCCUGUGAAAACCUCUACAAACCUCCCGGUCAGAGGAACCGAGCUGACAACAAUACUCCGGAUGAGUUCCACAAGAAAGACGCUGGUUUGCUGCAUCUUCAAGAUGAACGCGAAUUUGAGGAUUUUCUGCUUGACUUCGAGGAAGAUCUGAAGGUUGAUCAUUCUGUGCAGUGCUCACCGCGUCCAGGGCCCUUCAAACCGUGUGACCACCUGUUUGGUAGCUGGCUUAUCCGGAUCGGAGUAUGGACCAUAGUCUGGUUGGCCUUUAUCUGCAACACCCUGGUGAUCUCGACGGUCUUUAGAGCUCCCCUGGGCAUUUCUUCCAUCAAACUUUUAAUUGGACUGAUGGCGGUGGUGAACGCUUUAACCGGCGCCUCCAGCAGCGUUUUGGCCAUUGUGGAUGCAUUCACUUUUGGCAGAUUUGAACAAUACGGUGCGUGGUGGGAGAGUUGGGUGGGCUGUCAGAUCACAGGUUUUCUGAACACUUUCGCCUCAGAGACGUCUAUUUUCCUACUUACCCUGGCGACCCUUGAGCGAAGUUUCUCUGUCAGGUGUUCGGCAAAGCUGGCGACGAAAGCCUCUCUUUCCGGCCUGAAAAUAACCGCCCUCCUCUGCUUUCUGUUGGCCCUGUGUAUCGCGGCGGUCCCAUUGUUCGGGGGCCGUGAAUACGGCGGCACUUCCCCGCUCUGUCUACCCUGGCGUUUUGGAGAGCCCAACCCCACGGGUUAUAUGGUGGCCCUAGUCUUGCUGAAUUCCCUUUGCUUCCUCGUGAUGACCAUCGCCUACACCAGACUCUACUGCAGCGUGGAAAAGCGUGAACUAGAGACGGUUCUGGACUGCUCAAUGGUGAAACACGUAGCCCUGUUACUCUUCACCAACUGUAUACUCUACUCUCCUGUGGCCUUCUUGUCCUUUUCCACCUUAUUAAACCUCACGUUUAUCAGCCCCGAAGUGAUCAAAUCCAUUCUCCUGGUGAUUGUCCCCUUACCCGCCUGCCUGAACCCACUCCUUUACAUACUCUUCAAUCCACAUUUUAAAGAGGACAUAGGCAGCCUCCGAAAACAGACUCUCUUCUGGAGAAGAGCGAAUCACACCAGCCUGAUCUCGGUGAACUCUGAUGAUGUGGAGAAGCAGUCCUGUGAUUCCACUCAAGCCCUGGUGACCUUUCCAAGAGCCUCCUACAGCAGAUCCUCCGCUUCCCGAACGCCACCAUCUUGUCCGAUGACCGAAAGCUGCGCUCUUUCGUCUGUGGCAUUUGUGCCCUGUCUCUGAUUCAAGUGGACGAAAGAGAGUUGGCACUUCUAAAGUUGGCGGAGCAGGCGACGGAGAGGGAGGCUAUUCCUCAGGCCCACCUCCGAAAACGGUAUCUGAGACCAGAAACUCAGAUGAACGACUGACAUGGAAACACUCCGAAACUCCCCAGCUCCGGGGAAGAAGGACGAGUGAGCAAGAGGCCUGUUGAGAACUCCUCCGAUUAAUGACUUGGGAGAUAUUUUUACCACAGCGUCGAUCGCAGGCAGUAGACCCAAGUGUCAUUCGAGAAUUCCUGGUAGGUUUUUGGUGGGAUCAUUCUAGGCCUGUCAACUCAAGAAACUAUUCCUCAAAAAAAUGAGCUCCUGAAGCUCUUCUAAAACUUCUCAAACUAACUGGAAGGAGAAGGGCUGCCCAAAGUAGACCUCGGUAUUAAGAAAAUGAAGAAACUAGGGAAACACUCACCUUUGGUGAAAUACCCGACUCGGCUCAUCUCUCCUGUCCCCUGACAGUAUAGGAAUCAGGACGGGAUCCAAAAUUUGUUUUUUCAGAGCAACUGCUUUUUGUUUCAAGACUGAUUUAAAGCGUGGUUGGACAUUUCCCGGGCUAAAUGAAUCCAAAUUUCCAUCAAGUCAAUCAAGUAAAGAUGGUUUCUGUUGGGCCCGCGGAGCUCCCUUGGUGACUAAAACUGGAUUUGCAGGUUUCAAAGGCCAUUACUGGCAAGGGACACACCUAGAAAAUACGAUUUUCUUUUUUUUUUUUUUCAGUAAGGGCUUAAUUAAUUGAUUUGGAUGGAUGGACGCCUUGGAAGAUGACGGAAUGCAGAAGUGACAAAUGUUAAGUAAGUCGUGGUUGUCUUCUCAAUCCGUGUAGCACUUUCAGGAGUGCAACAUGUAGCUAGAAAAUGAAACUUGACAUUCCAGAUUAAACAACCACGCAUGUUAUCUUGUCCUUUAGCUUGGCUUAACUGUUUUUCAUCUGUUCUGAUCAGCGGGAUGUCAGUGGCAUUCCUUCUCGGCUUGGCCAUAUUGAAUACAUAUGUAAGAUGUUUGCGAGGCGAAAUAAAGUCUUAGAAGAUGGAUUCACGUUUCUUUUAUCAGAGCUCUAUAAGUCUGUAAAACAUCCGAACCAAAUGGUGCGUUUAUUUUUAUAAGCAUGUUCGAAAUAUUUUGAUCAGACGUUUUAACUUAGAAUUGGAAAAGUGCAUUAAUGAGAUUUUUUUAUAAGAUGUGUAAAUAUGGAACUGUAUUUAUUACUACAGUAAAGCUAUAAUAACUCGUAAGGAACAUGACAAUAAACCAUGUACAGCUGCAUCCUGAUACUUAAGUAUUGCAUUCUUUUGUCUAAUUUUACUACAUUUGUUAUCUGUAUGUAAUAUAUGUAAAUGUAAAGUGUCUGUAAAUAGAUUACAUUCUUCCUUUUCUAUUGGUGU